Molecule: messenger RNA, 3295 nt
Organism: Hypanus sabinus (Atlantic stingray)
Lineage: Eukaryota; Metazoa; Chordata; Chondrichthyes; Myliobatiformes; Dasyatidae
Product: sodium- and chloride-dependent neutral and basic amino acid transporter B(0+)-like
Exons: 13
Coding region: 10-1839 (609 amino acids)
Biological process (GO): sodium ion transmembrane transport
Cellular component (GO): membrane
Molecular function (GO): L-proline transmembrane transporter activity
Source: RefSeq, a predicted model, not a curated record
GCUGAACACAUGGGUGAAAGUGAUGAGAAUGUGGAGCGAGGCAACUGGUCCUCGAAGGCUGACUACCUGCUUUCAAUGAUCGGCUGUGCUGUGGGUUUGGGCAAUGUUUGGAGAUUCCCUUACCUGGCUUACAGGAAUGGAGGAGGAGCUUUUCUUAUUCCCUAUAUACUCAUGCUGCUACUUAUUGCAAUGCCGAUGUUUUUCCUGGAAACGUCCUUAGGGCAAUUUGCCAGCCUUGGACCUGUUGCAGUGUGGAAAGUUGUGCCAAUGCUACAAGGUCUGGGGAUUACGAUGGUCCUCUUCAGUACAAUUAUUGAUAUUACCUACAACUGCGUUAUCGGCUACAGCCUGUAUUACCUGUUUGCCUCCUUCCAAUCCCCUCUGCCGUGGGCAGACUGCUUCAGCUGGUGGGGAGCAGAUGAAACCUGCAGCAGGACACCCAGAGAUCCGCUCUGCAAUCUCACUCUGGACAAUGGAUAUUCUGAAAUCGUUAACACAACGUGGCUGCAGAGAAACAACAGAACUUGCUCCAAUGGAUCCGAAAUCCACGUUCCUCACCAGGGCCCAAGUGAACAGUACUGGGAAAAAUUUGUUUUACGGCGAUCAAGUUCAGUGGAUGAGACAGGGCAGAUAGUCUGGUUCUUAGCCCUCUGUCUCCUUCUGGCCUGGCUUAUCGUUUGUGGAGCACUUUCCAAAGGAAUCAAAUCUUCAGGAAAGGUGGUUUAUUUCACUGCAACAUUCCCAUACGUGGUUCUGACUGUACUUCUGAUCCGAGGACUGACCCUGGAGGGAGCCCAGAAAGGGAUUGAAUUCUACAUUGGAAGCCAAUCAGACUUCUCAAAGCUGGCAGAUGCUGAGGUCUGGAAAGAUGCUGCAACACAAAUAUUCUAUUCUCUUGCAAUUGGAUGGGGCAGUUUAAUAACCUUGUCAUCCUACAACAAAUUCCACAACAACUGUUACAGAGACACCGUCACAGUCUGCCUCAUCAACUGUGCCACAAGUGUGUUUGCUGGAUUUGUCAUUUUCUCCAUCCUUGGACACAUGGCUCACAUAGAAGACAAGCCUGUUUCAGAAGUUUCUCAAUCAGGUUUUGAUUUGGCUUUUAUCGUGUACCCAGAGGCUCUUGCUCAGCUGCCAGUGGCGCCACUCUGGUCCAGCUUGUUUUUCUUCAUGUUGGUUACUCUGGGACUCAGCAGUCAAUGUGUUGCAGUAGAAGCAGUAAUAACAACUCUCCUGGACCAGUUCCCUCAGCUUCUGCGACCAAGGCGUCUACUUCUCACAGCUACUGUUUGCCUGGCAUUUUACUUCCUCAGCCUGACUUGCGUAACACAGGCUGGAAUUUACUGGGUGAACUUAAUUGAUCAUUUUUGUGCUGGAUGGGGAGUUCUUCUCGUUACCAAUCUGGAACUUAUCAGUUUAAGCUGGAUAUAUGGGGUAAACAGAUUCAUCAAAGACAUUGAGAUGAUGAUUGGGGAGAAGCAUAGAAUUUUCUGGCUGUGGUGGAGAAUAUCCUGGUCUUUAGUCUCGCCAUGCAUGAUGAUGGCAAUCGUAUUCUGGUCUCUGGCAACGUUUGCCCCACCAAGGUACGGUGCAGUUGAGUAUCCUGCCUGGACAGUGACACUCGGCUGGUGCAUGAUAAUCUUCUGUAUUAUGUGGAUCCCCAUCAUUGCCAUCAAGAGGAUUGCCCAAACAGAGGGCAGUACUUUGUGGAAGAAAAUUUCUGCUGCUUGCACAUCAGCUCCUGAUUGGGGUCCGUACUUGGAACAACACAGAGGAGAAAGAUACAGGAACAAGCCUGGUUCUGCAAACGUCCCACAAAGUCUGCAGCUCCUGGAGUGAUAGACACCUGCCACUACACCUCCUACCUCACCAUCCAGGAGGGACCACACCAGCAGUGAUUCUGUCAGUGUUGACUACUUUAUCUGGUGCUUCUAGUGUGGCCUCCUCCACAUUAGUAGAUCUGACUUAGAUUGGGGAACAGUUUCAGUCGAUAUCCCAAUAGCCAACCAUUUCAAUUCCAUUUCCCAUUCCCAUUCUUACAUGUCGAUUCACAGUCUCCUCUACUGCCAUAAUGAGACCACCUACCCAUUCUCUUUUCCUUACCAGACCAUCACUCCCCUCUGGUACCCUUCCUCCUCCUCCUCUUUAUCUGGUGGUCGACUGUCCUCUCCUAUGAUUCCUUCUUCUUCAGCCCUUUGCCUCUUGCAGCUAUUACCUCCAGCUUCUUACUUCAUUAACCAUCUUACACUUCACUUAUACAACUUCCCCCUCACCUGGUCUCACCUAUCAUCUUUACUCCUUCUCCUACCACCUUAUUCUGGUUUCUUCCCCCUUCCUUUCCAAUCCUGAUGAAAGAUCUCAGCUCAAAACAUUUUAUUUUUACUUUUGUCCAUAAAAUGUUGUCUUCAACUGCUGAGUUCCUCCAGCUUUUGUGUUUAUUGCUCUGGAUUUCCAGCAUCUACAGAACCCCUUGUGGUUAUAGAGCCAAAAGGCAUGGAAACAGGCCAUUCAUGCUAACAAUGUUGCCCUGUAUCCUAGUUGUCCUUCAGUUUUAAAUUUUCAGAGUAAAUUUCCAUUUAAUUUCUAAAAUGUUCCCUGGAACUCUGCAAUUUAUUCCUACAGUGAUAUCAAUGGGAGUUGUCCUAAACAAGAAACACCUGUGUUAUAUUUCAUAUUUCUCCAUAACAUUGUAGGAAGCUAGUUGUCCCACCAAUCUAUGCUGGCUGUCAGAAAACUCCUAUCCCCCGUUAAUUCCUCUGAAUUUAUUCUUUCACCCAUACCCAUUCUCUGACUACCCCUACAAACUAGGGAUUAUUUACAGGGACCAUUAAGCUAAUGGCCAGUGAAAAGAAGCUGCAGCACCUCAUCACAGGGAGGAUGGGCCAACUCCACAGAGCUUUCACCAGGAUCGAGUCCUGCAUUACCGGCAGCACUUCUGCCACACUUUGUGCGCUUCUUCUUGCUCCAAGCCUUUGUGCUGUCUGCUGGAUCUUCUACUUUAUCUUUUCCCAACUAAUCUCUUUAUUGUUGUCUGAAUUAAUUUUUGUUCAUACUUGUUAAUUACUUAUACAUUCUUCCCUCUUGGUCAUCUAAUAUUUGCAUAAAAUUUUGUAGUAAACUUCAUGUAAAAAGCCUAAGAUUCAUUUUCUGUUCUCUCUGCUGCUUUGUCUGAAUGUUGCUCAAGAAAAUAGUUAAGAAUCAGGGCACUAGCAAACUCAAGACUAUAAUGCUUGACAAUUUAACCCUUAAAAGAAGGAUCCCUGUGUCAUUUUGAGUGAUCAGCACAUCAGCAAGA